GAAGGGGACAGUGAGUGUGUGUUUUCUGUGCGCGAGUGUGUGUGCUGAACUGAGCGGAGGUGAAGAAGAGGAGGAUGAAGCUGGGAGCGGAGGAUGGGAGGAAGAGUGGAGUAAGAGACAGGCUAGCUGUGUGUGAAUGAGUGAGUGAGUGAGGAAGAGGAGAGGAAGGUCGUCCGAGGGACCGAAAACAAAGACUUGUAUUUUUGGGGAUAACCUCCGGAGCAUUGCUAACGGAAACUUUCAACUUUUUACCCGCCACAGCUCGGAUUGUUGUGCCCCGAGCCGGCUUUGUUUCGCGGCGGGGGUGUCUACGAUAAAUGAAGGAAUAAAAUAGAUCCCCAUCGACCUUUUCUAAGCGGGGAAUACCCUGGGACUGCUUUUGAUAAAGGUUACGAGAGAAUGGCGGCCAACAUGUACCGAGUGGGAGAUUAUGUGUACUUUGAGAACUCCUCCAGUAACCCUUACCUGAUUCGAAGAAUAGAAGAGCUUAACAAGACAGCCAAUGGGAAUGUGGAAGCGAAGGUGGUGUGUCUGUUCAGGAGGCGAGACAUCUCAGGCAACCUCAACACUCUGGCUGACAGCAACGCAAGAGAAUUUGAGGAGGAGUCGAAGCAGCCGACGCUGUCUGAACAACAGAAACACCAGCUCAAACACAGAGAACUCUUCCUGUCUCGACAAUUUGAAUCUCUACCUGCUACUCACAUACGGGGGAAAUGUAACGUCACUCUCCUCAAUGAAACCGACGUUUUGACUGGAUACCUGGAGAAAGAGGACUGUUUCUUCUACUCGUUGGUGUUCGACCCUGUCCAGAAGACCCUCCUGGCAGACCAGGGCGAGAUCCGAGUCGGCUCUAAGUACCAGGCUGAAAUUCCUGACAAGCUAGCUGAGGGUGAAUCAGACAACCGGGUCCAGGAAAAGCUGGAGACCAAGGUGUGGGACCCCAACAACCAACUCAAAGACCCUCAGAUUGACCAGUUCCUGGUGGUGGCAAGAGCCGUGGGGACGUUUGCUCGGGCCCUGGACUGCAGCAGCUCCAUCCGCCAGCCCAGCCUCCACAUGAGUGCCGCUGCAGCCUCCAGAGACAUCACACUGUUCCAUGCUAUGGACACAUUGCAGAAGAACAACUAUGACCUGGCCAAGGCCAUGUCCACCCUAGUUCCUCAGGGGGGUCCGGUGCUGUGCCGUGAUGAGAUGGAGGAGUGGAGUGCCUCUGAGGCCAUGCUGUUUGAAGAGGCUCUGGAAAAAUACGGCAAAGACUUCAACGAUAUCCGCCAGGACUUUCUGCCCUGGAAGUCACUAGCCAGCGUGGUCCAGUUCUACUACAUGUGGAAGACCACCGACCGCUACAUCCAACAGAAACGACUAAAGGCAGCAGAGGCAGAUAGCAAGCUGAAGCAGGUGUACAUCCCCACCUACACCAAACCCAACCCAAAUCAGAUUAUGGUGCCAGGCAGCAAGCCUGGAAUGAACGGAGCAGCAGGCUUUCAGAAAGGACUCAGCUGUGAGAGCUGCCAUACGGCCCAGUCUCCACAGUGGUAUGCCUGGGGACCCCCAAACAUGCAAUGCCGACUGUGCGCCUCCUGCUGGAUCUAUUGGAAGAAGUACGGAGGUCUGAAGACCCCCACACAGCUAGAGGGCGCUGCUAGAGCUGGCUCUGAACCAGGCCCCCGCAGUCACAUGACCCGUCAGGAGGUCCAGGGCAUGUCACCGUUCACCCGCAAUGAGGGCCGAGCCAAACUGCUGGCCAAGAACCGCCAGACCUUCAUUCUGCAGACCACCAAGCUGACCCGCAUUGCCCGGCGGGUGUGUGAGGACAUCCUGCAGCCGCGGCGUGCAGCACGACGGCCCUACGCCUCGAUCAAUGCCAACGCUGUCAAGGCUGAAUGUAUGAUCAGGCUGCCCAAAGCCACAAAAACUCCUCUAAAGAGCAAGCUGGUGCCUCGACAGUCACUGGCCACCAUAGUGAAGGAUUUAGCCAUUUCAGCUCCUCUGAAACUGAAGGCAUCCAGAGGACCCCCAACACCUAUCAACAGGAACCAGGCCAGCCAGCCUCGAGUGGGCCAAAGCCUGCUGGGAAAGAGGGGCUUCGAUAGUACUACAGGUGUGCCGUAUCCAACCAAUGGUAGGCCAUAUACUUCAGGUAUGAGGACCACCUCCCAGUCGGUCAUCAAGAGGCAGAAGGUCAGCCAGGGUGAAGCUCCCAACCCUGUAGUGUUUGUUGCUACAAAGGACACCAGAGCUCUGAGGAAACAUCUGACCCAGUCAGAGAUGCGCCGGGCGGCACGGAAACCUCACCUCCUGGUCCGGAUCAAGCUGCCACCACCGCCCCGCUCCCUGGCCAUGCCCCUCCUGCCCUCCAGCACCAGCGAACCCAUCGUCCUGGAGGACUGAACAGGGGAGACGGGGGGGUGGGGGGUCUUUUAA
Messenger RNA from Acanthochromis polyacanthus (spiny chromis), 2424 nucleotides. RefSeq names its product metastasis associated 1 family, member 2 (gene mta2). Gene Ontology annotation, molecular function: transcription coactivator activity; transcription corepressor activity; chromatin binding. Lineage: Eukaryota; Metazoa; Chordata; Actinopteri; Pomacentridae. The record is from RefSeq and is a predicted model, not a curated record. Gene Ontology annotation, biological process: negative regulation of transcription by RNA polymerase II. The coding region runs from base 400 to 2391 and encodes 663 amino acids. The transcript is spliced from 18 exons. Gene Ontology annotation, cellular component: NuRD complex; nucleoplasm.